GAAAUUCGCGCGUUAACAAAAAGGAUAAAACAUAACCUAUGAUGACCAUUAGCGCUCUUAGCGCUAGUUACUAUAGAUCUUCUCACGAUGUUAAAUGUUACAUCUUUUAUUACAAAUGUCCCUAAUAUUUGUAACUAGUGUUUUGUACGUGGGCGUUAUAUUUACUUGUAGUUUUGUUAGAUUAUUUUCUUUGUAUGUAUUAAAAACAUAGUGAACAUCUAUGGACUUUUCCUAAUUUAUAUCACAAAGUAACUUCCUUCCUUUACCACUCUACCUACUUUCGUCGAUGUUGCUACGUCGACAGAAAGAGAUUAAAAGAAGCGAUGAGAACUGUCAUUAUCAGCAUGUGGUAGCUAAAGCAGUUAAUAUUUUAAAAACAAUUAUUACAAACGUUUACACUGUUUGUAAUGUGUAAAUCUUAAUUAAAUAAAUUAAUUUUGACAUAAAUCAUUUUUAAAAUGUCAGAGAGCUCGAUAAUAUGGCUCUCUUUAGUUAUGUUAGGUGGCUCGUAUUUGGCCGGUUUUUUGCCAUUAAUUAUGAAUUUAUCGGAGGACAAAUUGCAAUUAGUAUCUGUACUUGGAGCUGGGCUCCUUGUUGGAACUGCAUUGGCUGUAAUAAUACCUGAAGGUAUAAGAGCAUUAUUUACAGCCCCUCCUGGUAGUGAUCAUCAACAGAGCGAUAGUGAUUUACAUUCUUUGAUAGGGAUUAGUUUAGUACUUGGUUUUAUAUUUAUGCUCUUGGUCGAUCAAUGUACAAGAAGAGGCGGAGGUAAGGAGAAAAGUUUUACUGCUACAUUAGGCCUUGUCGUUCAUGCAGCUGCAGAUGGAGUAGCAUUAGGUGCUGCAGCAACAACCUCGCAAGCUGAUGUUGAAGUCAUAGUAUUUCUAGCAAUCAUGCUACAUAAAGCCCCUGCUGCAUUUGGCCUAGUAUCUUUUCUACUUCAUGAAGGAGUGGAAAAAAAGAAAAUAGGGAAACAUUUAUUAGUAUUUUCUCUUUCUGCACCCUGCCUUGCACUUCUAACAUAUUUUGGUAUUGGAAAAGAAGGUAAGGAAACCCUCAGUAAUGUCAAUGCGACAGGACUAGCAAUGUUGUUCAGUGCAGGAACUUUUCUAUAUGUAGCUACUGUACAUGUUUUACCAGAAUUAAUGACCAGAGAAGUUAAUUAUUCUCGUUUACCAACAACUGAAGCAACAACAACAAGUGUCUCUGGUCUUAGAUUUAAAGAAAUAUUAGUAUUAGUAAUUGGUUCAUUUUUACCAUCACUACUUACAACUGGACAUCAACAUUGAUACAGAGCUCAUAUUUUAUACUACACCAGUUUCACUCAUUGCCCUCAUAAAUUUUUAUAAUUUAAUUUUUUAUACACGUAAAAACUAAAAUUUUUUGAGACGUGUAUGAAUACAGCAAUCUUUGUUGUUAAACGAUAUGUAUAUAACAUUAUUUGAAUUCGAACUUAAAGAAUACUUUAGGUACUAUUAUAAAAAGAUAAUAUUUAGGCAUAAACAAACAGAUCUUAUAAAUUUUUUGUUAUUCUAGUAUUUCUGUACAUCAUAAUGAUAAACUAUUUCUUAUUCAACGUUUAAUGAAUACAGGGAUAUCAUUAAAUAUGGUUUUAGGGGACAGUAAUGAAUUCUUAAUUUAAAAUAUAUUAUUCUUGCAUUAUAAAUAAUGCAUAAAACGAUAAAAUUUUGUGCGAUAAACCAUCUAAAG
Messenger RNA from Vespa mandarinia (Asian giant hornet), 1710 nucleotides. RefSeq names its product Zinc/iron regulated transporter-related protein 102B (gene Zip102B). NCBI's taxonomy places the organism in Eukaryota, Metazoa, Arthropoda, Insecta, Hymenoptera, Vespidae. Gene Ontology annotation, cellular component: membrane. Gene Ontology annotation, biological process: transmembrane transport; zinc ion transport. The record is from RefSeq and is a predicted model, not a curated record. Gene Ontology annotation, molecular function: metal ion transmembrane transporter activity.